Trematosphaeria pertusa is the source of this 1581-nucleotide messenger RNA. Its product is annotated as mitochondrial carrier protein-like protein. Lineage: Eukaryota; Fungi; Ascomycota; Dothideomycetes; Pleosporales; Trematosphaeriaceae. The record is from RefSeq and is a predicted model, not a curated record. Gene Ontology annotation, molecular function: magnesium ion transmembrane transporter activity. Gene Ontology annotation, biological process: magnesium ion export from mitochondrion. The coding region runs from base 122 to 1354 and encodes 410 amino acids. The transcript is spliced from 3 exons.
ACCGCAUCAUCCAAACAACCCACGUCGCUCAUUCACCAUCCGUUCCUGCGCCAUCGCAAUAUCUUACCUCUCCUUCUCCUUUUGUUUUAGCAAGCGCAACCGCUGAGACUGUUUUCCGCCCAUGGUUCUUGCCCGCGUGGCUAAUCUGUUCAGCCCUGGAAUCCCAAGCAGUCUCGUCGAUGAUGGGAGGAGGGGAGGAGGCUUUGCGAUGGAAAGCAUGGAAUCGCUCCCGGAGAUUAGAGAGGAGACACCAGUGCGAGAGGAGGUAGAUCACGAGGCUGUGCGGCCGCCGUACAUUCAUGCUAUGUUGGCAGGAGGGAUAGGAGGCACGACAGGCGACAUGCUGAUGCAUUCGCUCGAUACCGUCAAGACACGGCAACAGGGCGACCCGCACAUGCCACCGAAAUACACAUCCAUGGGCAACACAUACUACACGAUAUGGCGGCAGGAGGGCAUACGGAAAGGCUUGUAUGGUGGAGUGCAACCAGCAUUUUUGGGCUCGUUCUCGGGGACGGUGCUGUUCUUCGGCGCAUACGAGUGGAGCAAGAGGUGGAUGAUCGACUACGGCAUCACGCCGUCAAUCUCGUACUUCACCGCCGGCCUCAUCGCAGAUCUCGCCGCCGCACCCGUCUACGUCCCCUCCGAAGUCCUCAAGACGCGCCUCCAGCUGCAGGGUCGCUACAACAAUCCUUUCUUCAAUUCCGGAUAUAAUUACCUCUCUACAGUACACGCAGCGCGCACAAUAGCGAGGAUCGAAGGUUUUGGCGCGUUGUUCUAUGGAUACAAAGCGACUCUCUGGCGGGACCUGCCUUUCUCCGCCCUACAAUUCGCGUUUUACGAAGAGGAGCGCACGAUCGCGAAGCGCUACGUCGGCUCGAAUAAUAUUGGCCUGCCCUUGGAAAUCCUGACGGCAGCGAGCGCAGGGGGCAUGGCAGGCGUGAUAACGACUCCUCUAGAUGUCGUGAAAACGCGCAUCCAGACCCAGGUCAAUGGAUCGCCCUCUGCAUCGGUGCACCCGGCGACGGCGACGCUCUCUCCCUCCUCGUCCUCGAGACAUUCGAGCGCCCCCAAACCCGGUAAACCACCUCCGACGCAAUCGAAUCGCCCGAUAUCCACGUCCUCGCCCUCCACCACGCUCCGUGCCCACAGCGCCGCUACCCUCGACACAUCAUCCGUAAUAACAGGGCUGAGGAUUAUAUACAAGACAGAAGGGAUAUGGGGAUGCUUCAGGGGUGUAGGACCGCGCGCUGUUUGGACGUCAGUGCAGUCCGGGACAAUGCUGGUGCUGUAUCAGACGCUGUUGAAGUGGUUUGAGCAGCACCCGCUGGUUAAGAUCGAGAAUAAUGCUGUGUAGGAUUAGCAUAUUUGUAUACUAGGAGGAUGUGUGACGAAUAAGAUUAUGCAUAGAUGGCGUUCAGGAGGAAGUUCGCCCGCGAGCGGCGUGCGAUAGACAUUUAGAAGCUUGGAAUACUAUACUCUUGCCAGCAACGAACUUAGUCGCUUUCGAGGGUUAUUGUGACAAGGGGUGCAUCGGGGCAGGCCAUAUCAAACGAGGCGGAGGUAGCUUCGGCGGGCCUAGAG